AUGAAAUUCUCGAUUUUUCUCGGGUUUCUAUUGAUUUUUGUCACGUUUUUGCCAUUGGUUUUGGUAAUACUUGAGAUUUUUGAAAGUCAAAAUCCCGCUUCUAUAAUUGAUUUUUCACACUUGGAAUGUCAAAAAAUGUUCGACGGCGACCCAGUUUCUCUAGCUCGCGGAGCCCUGUUCAAAUUCGACGACCGAGAAAUUUUAGCUCAGAUUCUGAAAUUAUCAGGCCAAGAAAACGCCCAAUGUGCGGAAUUUCAGAAGAUUUUCGGGUUUUUUCAAGAACCGACGUCUCAAGAGGAGCUGGAAUUUCCGCUGGCUUAUGGGAUGCUGGUUCAUGGCGAUUUUGUGCAGCUUUCCCUCCUACUGUCUGCAAUUUACCAGCCACAGAACCAAUUUUGUCUAGCUGUGGAUGGGAAUUCUUCUGUGGAAUUUAUUGGUCUAGUGAGGAUGCUCAGCCGAUGUUACGGGAAUAUUCAAUAUUUUAUAACCGAUGAAAUUCGCUGGUGUGGAUAUGAAAUUCUCACUUCUGUAUUUCAAUGUGUAGAUUAUUUGGCAAAAUUGCCGAGUGACUGGAAAUAUUUUCAGUACCUGUCCGGAGUGGAUGCGCCUUUAAAGUCGAAUUUGGAAAUGAUACGAAUUUUGAAAGCUCUGAAUGGAAGUUUUAAUGCCGAAAUAUUGCCGUUCGAGUUUUAUCGCUUGAAUCGGAAAAGGCCUUGGAGCUCCCCACUUCCACUGUACAAAACGUCACUUUCAGCGACUUUUUCCAGAAAAUCUGCAAAUUUUAUGGUUAAUAGUGAGAAAGUUCUAGAACAAAUCGAUUUUCUACGUGGCACAACGUGCGCCGACGAGUCGCUAUGGGCAACUAUUGCUGGGAAUCCUAAGGAGCUCCCAAUGCCUGGAGGUUUUGAUGCUAAAGCUUGGAUCCACAAAAAUUACCGCCGGACACGUGGGAAACUGGGAAAAUACGGAGAAAAUCAAAAAAUCGAUAAUGGGUACUAUGUGUCGAGGUACCAACAGUAUGUGAAUAGGGCGCCGGUCAAGUGUAAAGGUUACUAUUAUCGACUAUCGUGUGUUUUUGGAGUGUAUGAUUUGCCGAAUUUGAUAAACCGCCACGAACUUGUUGCUCACAAACUCUACUUUUCCUACCAGCCAGCUGCAUUUAUGUGUCUUGUAGAAAAUUCUAGACAAAAAUCGAUGAGAACUCCGCAAUUUGAUUUUUCAGCGGAAAAAUAUAGAUAUGAAAAUUUGGAAAAUGUACCAUAA
This is a messenger RNA of Caenorhabditis elegans, 1263 nucleotides long. RefSeq names its product Beta-1,3-galactosyl-O-glycosyl-glycoprotein beta-1,6-N-acetylglucosaminyltransferase 3 (gene gly-15). The record is from RefSeq and is marked reviewed. Bases 1 to 1263 code for a protein of 420 amino acids. Lineage: Eukaryota; Metazoa; Nematoda; Chromadorea; Rhabditida; Rhabditidae. The transcript is spliced from 10 exons. Gene Ontology annotation, cellular component: membrane. Gene Ontology annotation, molecular function: glycosyltransferase activity.